UAGCUAGCCGGGAAUUCUUGGAGCAUUCGAACAGAAUAUUGUUAUCUGUUGGUCUUUAGCUCUUACUUUAAGUCUUCUUCCACAUCUAAUAGUUUGGAAAACAAUAUGGCAAAUUUAAAACGAGAGCGGUUUCUCGAUGACGAUGACGAGGAAGAGGUGCCAGGAAAAGUGGCACGUUCUCAGGACACCAAGGACAGGAGAAGCCGGCACUGUCCAUAUCUUGACACAAUCAACAGGAGUGUUUUGGACUUUGACUUUGAGAAACUGUGCUCAAUAUCUCUUUCCCAUAUUAAUGUCUAUGCCUGUCUCAUCUGUGGGAAGUAUUUUCAAGGGAGAGGCCUAAAGUCCCAUGCGUACACCCAUAGUGUUCAGUUCGCGCAUCAUGUCUUCCUAAAUCUUCACACACUCAAAUUCUACUGUUUACCAGACAACUAUGAAAUCAUUGAUUCAUCACUUGAGGACAUCACAUAUGUGCUGAAGCCAACGUUCACUAAACAGCACAUCUCCGCUUUGGAUAAGCAUGGAAAGCUGUACAGGGCUUACGACGGCACCACUUACUUACCAGGAAUUGUGGGUCUCAAUAAUAUCAAAGCCAACGAUUAUGCCAAUGUAGUUCUACAGGCUCUGUCCAAUGUGCCACCACUUCGCAACUAUUUCCUGGAGGAGGAGAAUUACCGUAGCAUCCGACGGCCACCAGGCGACAUCAUGUUCCUUCUGGUGCAGCGCUUCGGUGAGCUCAUGCGCAAGCUUUGGAACCCGCGCAACUUCAAAGCCCACGUCUCGCCACACGAGAUGCUGCAGGCCGUGGUGCUGUGCAGCAAGAAGACCUUCCAGAUCACCAAGCAAGGAGAUGCUGUGGACUUUCUUUCUUGGUUUCUAAACGCACUGCAUGGAGCCCUGGGUGGGACUAAGAAGAAAACAUCUAUUGUGACAAAAGCAUUCCAAGGGACAAUGCGUAUCUUCUCAAAAAAACUUCCCCACCCAGACUUGCCUGCAGAAGAGAAAGAGGCCCUGCUGCAGACAGAGGAGUACCAGGAGCAGAUGCUGGAGUCCACCUUCCUGUACCUCACGCUCGACCUCCCUACUGCACCCCUCUACAAGGAUGAGAAGGAACAGCUGAUAAUUCCUCAGGUCCCUCUCUUCAACAUUCUGGCAAAGUUCAAUGGCAUCACAGAGAAGGAGUACAAAACCUAUAAAGAAAACUUCCUCAAACGAUUCCAGUUGACCAAACUUCCUCCGUACCUUAUCUUCUGCAUCAAGAGGUUCACUAAGAAUAACUUCUUCGUAGAAAAGAACCCUACUAUUGUCAACUUCCCUAUAACGAAUGUUGACCUGCGUGAGUACCUCACAGAAGAGGCCCAGAGCACUGAGAAGAACACCACCUAUGACUUGGUGGCCAAUGUGGUGCAUGAUGGAAAGCCAUCAGAGGGUGCAUACAGAAUUCAUGUCCUGCAUCACGGCACAGGAAAGUGGUACGAACUUCAGGACCUGCAGGUGACCGAUAUCCUGCCACAAAUGAUCACACUGUCAGAAGCUUACAUACAGAUAUGGAAGAGACAGGAAGCUGAAGGAGAUGGAGACAGCCACACAGGGGCAUGAUGGGUGCUGAGGUUCAGCAGAUGUCCAGACUAUGAGCAGAAACUCAAGUUGACCUCACUCACUUCAUCUGCACCAGAGGCCACUUAUGCUUUUGUUUGUUUUAACUUCAGAUGACCUGUAAAUGUUAACUCUGUCACGCCAGUUUGUCCCAAAACCUACACUGAAUUUGUAUUUCUGCAUAAAUGCCAAUUUCUUAUUAAAUAAUAUAGGAAUAUAUGUGAUGUGUCACUGUAUUUCUGCUACAGGUGUGAUGCUGUAAUUGAAACAAAAUGGUUAAUCAGCUGCUUGGCGGUACAUCUAGGUCAACCACUGAUGCUUCUUAUUGCAAGCUAU
Electrophorus electricus (electric eel) is the source of this 1932-nucleotide messenger RNA. It is a transcript of the gene usp39, whose product is annotated as ubiquitin specific peptidase 39. The record is from RefSeq and is a predicted model, not a curated record. Gene Ontology annotation, molecular function: zinc ion binding; cysteine-type deubiquitinase activity. Lineage: Eukaryota; Metazoa; Chordata; Actinopteri; Gymnotiformes; Gymnotidae. Gene Ontology annotation, biological process: protein deubiquitination; mRNA processing; spliceosomal complex assembly.